UUUUCCUUAAUCUUUCAAACUCUAUAUAAAAAAUAAGAAACAUUGUCUUUCGUAUGGAUUGUAUGCAGACAUUAUUUGCAUAUAAAAAUAGACGGAAUUAUAUUAGGUCAGAAGGUUAAACGGCUUGAAGGUGAAAUACAUAUGUAGAAGUGGUGCAGGUGAAGUGUUCUAAUAAGUUUUGUGCUGUAUUCUGUGGCCGUGAGAACCUCAUAUCCUACAGAUACUGCGUGGCUACGUUUGUAUUAUCUAUGGUGUUAACUAUGCAUGGCAGUACGUUCGUGUUCUCUGUCGUAGGCGGUUGGUUCUGUGAGAAGUAUGGAAAUGGUUUGGUAACAAAAUCUAAAAAAGCCAAAAAGGAGCACCUGCUCUGUACAAACCUCAGUCACUUUGAAGCCUUGGUAUCGUGUCUUGUUGGAAGUUAUGACCCCGUUGCUGUACUUCAGACCUUUGUUCUUACAAAAUCAGAUGGAAGUUCAAAGAGAAUUUGUGUAGAUAUUGUUGCAGAGAAGGGCCAGCAAUGGAUCAAAGUAAUUGCAAGGAAUCCAAAAGCCUUAUCCCAACUCUCAACAGGUGAAGGGGAAUUUGGACAGCGAAGUAUUGUAGAUCAUGCAGUAGAAUAUACUGAAUGUGCACAUCAGCAUCCUCAUAUUUUCAAAACUCCCAAGGUUGUGUUUCAGUUUGCAUGUGGUAUUGAAAAGACUUUAGCUGAUCGACUUGACUCAUUGGGUAUUAUUGUGUCUGGCAGAAGACUUGGAAAUAGUGAGUUACUACUUCAGGAAGGUGACUGUGUAAGUGCUAAUGAUGAUGAUGAUCUGCAAACUUGUGUAUCAAAGAGAUAUGCAGAUGUCCAUUGCUCCAUUGUAAAUUCAGGAACUAGUUCUGUGAUUAACUGCAAUCAUGAUGAUCAGAAGCUGAAUCUUGAUGUCACAGCCAUGCUGGCAUAUGUGUCAGGUUUGACGAAUGGAAGGUGCAACUUUAAGUUCAAGGAACCAGUGCUUACCCAGCAAGCAGAAUGGGAAAGAGCAAAGCCUGUGAAACCAGUGCUGGACCAACUGUUUGAAGGAAAAUCUUUGUUUUGCUGUGAAUCAGCAGUGAAAGACUUUCAGUCCAUUGUAUCAACACUCGGAGGUCCUGGGGAAGUGAGCAGAGCAAAUGAGUUGCUGGCCCGCAUCACAGUAAUUCCUGACAUGACAUCUCUUCGUGCUCAAGCUCAGCUAAAAUUGGGUGGAAAAAUCAAACAGAGAUCCUUGGCAGUUUUUGGAACUGGUGAUGCUGUCAGGGCUGUUACUGUUUCAGCAAACGCAGGUUUUGUUCGUGCUGCUAAAUGCCAGGGUGUGGAAUUUGCUGUAUUUGUUCAUGAAUCCCGUGCUCUUACCGAAGGAAAGGAGCAUGAUGCUAGAGCUCUGGUUCUUACAUGUGAUUCCAAAAUACAGCCUGUUGGUUCCGAUGUGAACAGAAGAUGAUACUUGUUACCAAGGUAGGGAUCAACAUUUGUGUGUUGUAUUAGUACUUUUUGAAGCUACAUUUAACUGCAGAACAUGAAACAUGCAAUUUAUUGUUAUGUAGUACAAGGCUGUGAAUUUAUGGGUGUCAGGCUCAUUAAAGUGGAAGCUGUAAGUCUCAGCAUUCCAGCUUCCAAUUUUAAUAAUGUUCUUUAGUAUAAGUACCAUAUAUUCUCACAAUUUAUGCAUUUUUCCCACAUUAUUUUCUAAAGUGGUUGAAUAAAUUAUGUAAUUUGUUGAGGAGGCUCAGGUUUACAAAUGAGACAGGUUAUUAGUGUACAGAAAAUUAACAUUGUGACAGAGGUAAUGUAUAAUUUGUUUAUUUAUUUCAAGUUUCAUUGACACAUUACAUGAGACUUAAUUAUAUAAAGUCACUACUCAAGCUGACUUUUUGCAACAAAUUUCUUUCACAUUCAUGCAUAAACAGAGACAAACAUUGCACAAAAAUAAAUCACAUUUUAGUGCAAAAUAUGGGUACAUAAAUUAUAAGAUACACUAUGGCGUUUCUUCUGGUGCCUAAUAUUUUACCUUGCAGACAUCUGACGGUUUUCUUUGGGGGGAGGUAGUACAACACUUUUGAAGAAAUGAGCAUUCCUUGAAAACAGAAAAAUUGUAUUUUCUUUCUUGCAAUUGUAAUGAAACUCUUUGUCUCAAAGAUAAGUGAUACAGAAGUGAUAAUAUCUAUUAUGGAUUGAUAUGUCUAACUUGUUAGAUAGCAGUGCAUUUAGCUUUGAGAAGAUGAAUAGGUCAUAUUUAAUUUAUUGGUUAAUAAUUUAAUGUUUGCUCAUUUUGUUGCUGUGGCUUCAAAAGACAUAUAUUCUGUAAAAAAUAAAACAUAAAUGAAAGUGUAAUUAAUAAAUUAAAGGUAUGUUAUAGCCAGAUAUUCCAUGUAUUUUACUAGGUAUGUGAACUGUUUAUUAAAAUUCAAGCUCUGUUACUUAUCUAUUUUCAUGUGAUUUAGCUUAUAUUUGUUGUUCAAGCUUACCAUUCCAGUAAGUUACAGAUACUGAAUUAGUGCAUCCACUCAUAACUCAGCAUAUUGAAAUAUACAACAUACAUGCAGAAUCUUAUGUUGUGUUAGAAUUAUAAUAUAAAAAUGAGGGGAGAAAUUUAGCAUAUUUUUUAAUAUAUAAUGUAAUUAGCCAUAAGUUGACAUGAUGUAACAGUGAAUAAAGAUUUUGUUAACUGGGGGUGAUUGUUUACAGAAUAGUUGAAUUUUGAAUAGAAGUAUCUGUAAUUUUGUUGUUACUUCUAAAGAUUGGAUUUUGUUUUCAUGACAGCUUGAAUUUGAAUUUAAUGAAUUCACUAAUAACUUCCAUUAGUGGCACAUAAUUGUUGUUAAGUGAUAAAGAACUUAAUAGACCAUUCAGUAUUUGAAGAUAGCUUAAAAGGUAAAACAAGCAGAAUAUAAAAAAAAACAUUAGUACGGGGGACGUUAAUACACGAGAAAACUGCAAUUAAAUAUAUUAGCAUAUUUGUAAAAAUAAUUUAAGUCAAUUAAGUAAAUUAUACUAUUAUAGGAUGUGAGGAAGUGUGACAAUUUUCGUCUCAUAAAUAAUGUACCUUGUAUCUGUGCUUUGCUGCCAGGAUUCCGUGACUCUGCUUCUUUAAGGCAAUCAGUAGCUUUACUUUCUUCUCCCAUUUCAUGAUAAGCUUGAGCUUUAUACAGCCAAGCUUUUAAAUUGUUUUUAUUUAAUCUGUGUGCCAACUCACAGUCAGAAAUAACACGAGAGUAAAGAUGUAAGUUGAGGCAUGUCAGAGCUCGGUUUGUAUAAAGUAAGCAGCAGUCCUUGACUUGUUCAAUUGCCUAAAUUAAAAUAAAAAAAGUCAGUUCAGUCUUGAAUUAAAAAGGUUUGUCCAAAUAUAAUUUAAAAUUUUAAGUCAGAGUUAAUCAUAUUGAUAGUUUUCUGUUAUGGAAAUGUCAUUAUGGCAUAUAGUUUGCAUUAGCCAAUUGGUUAAUCAAAAUAUGUGAAUUUAUGUGUGUAUUAUUUGGCCAUACCAUAGCUCAGGUAGCUGGUACUGGCUUCUUACCGUGGAAACUCAGGUUCAGUCCAAGGUGAGAUUCACGAUGGGCAAAGUGGCACUGGAGUAGGUUUUCUUUUAAGUUCUGUGGGUUUCCCCUCCUAAUCAUCAUUUCACCAUUGCUCUAUCCUUAUCCAUCACAGCCCCAUGUCAUAAUAACCCUGAUCAAGCAGCACAUUAUCGAACCCUCAGUCCUAAGUUAGGGGCUUUAUCUGCAACUUCACAUUUGCCUGGCCUGAGUAAAGGCAGUUCGUUAUGGAACACUCUUCAAUAAUGAUUAACUCCCUUAUAAUGUGAAAGCAGCAGUUUAUAUGCUUAAUGUCAGGAAUUGUGGGAGUCACCACAUUGUAUUUCAGCACACACAAGAAAUUGUGUACAUCAAUAUAAUACAAUAAUUUUA
This is a messenger RNA of Zootermopsis nevadensis, 3924 nucleotides long. The record is from RefSeq and is a predicted model, not a curated record. NCBI's taxonomy places the organism in Eukaryota, Metazoa, Arthropoda, Insecta, Blattodea, Termopsidae.